Molecule: messenger RNA, 2965 nt
Organism: Solanum tuberosum (potato)
Lineage: Eukaryota; Viridiplantae; Streptophyta; Magnoliopsida; Solanales; Solanaceae
Exons: 12
Coding region: 143-2545 (800 amino acids)
Source: RefSeq, a predicted model, not a curated record
CAUCUUCUAUAACCACUUUACAUUUUUCCAUUCUACAAAAUUGAAACAAAGACAUCUUCUUUUGGUUUUAAGAACCGAGUAAAUUAGUGAAGAAAUAGUUGAAGAAAGAGGGUUUUUUCCCCUGUUUUUAUAGGUAAAAGAAAUGGAUGAAUCUUCUUCUUCUUCAGCUUGUCUGGUACGAUCCUUUUCUCAGCCUUCUCAAGAACGUACUGAGGGAGACCCUUUAUUGCGUGCAUUAUCAACAUCAGUAUCAUUUGGAAGAUUUAUGUCUGAAUCACUGGACUGGGAGAAGUGGUCCUCAUUUACUCAUAAUCGGUAUCUUGAGGAAGUUGGGAAGUAUGCAAAGCCUGGGUCAGUUGCUGAGAAGAAAGCUUACUUCGAGGCUCAACACAAAAAAGCAGCUGCUAAAAAAGCUGCAUUGUUGCUAGAGCAACAAAAUGCAGCAGUUGAUGAGUCAUCUGAUCUGAAUGUGACUAAUCAAAACAAUGAUCAUUCCACAGUGAUUACAGAGCCUAGCAGUUGUGUGGGUAUUGAAGAAACACAAAUAGAAGAGGGAGAGUUGAAUGUGACAGCUCAAAUUAUUGAUAUAGAAUCAGAGCUCACUGAGAAUGGCAGCUAUGAGGGCACUGAGGAAGCACUGGGAGAUCAGGAUCAUUUGAAUGUGACAAAUCCAAGUGUUGAUAAUUGCACAAUGCUCUUUCAGUUGCCAGAGAAUAGCAGCCAUAUGGGUAUUGAAGAAGUGCAGGGAAAUGAGGGGGAUAAUACAACAACAUGUGGCAGCUACCCUAUUCAUGAAGAAAUUAACUUGGAAACUACUGGAAUUGAAAACUCUAUCGAACAAUCUUAUCCAGUAGAGAAUGAACUCAAGUCACUGAAUCAGCCGGAAAAUGUUGUUGUUGAGGUAAGUGAGAAUGUAGCGCAACUGAAGGAGAAGAAACAAACAAAGAAUGCCGCUAUGGUGGGAGACACCGUGCUGUCAAUGAAGAAGAAACCAAAGAAACCAUUAACCUUAAAGACUAGAUUGACAACUAAGAAUGAAUCAUCAAAGUUCAAAUCUCAAGUCAAACCGGUGACAGCUCUGCAACCUAUAGUGACUGAUAAAUCUGCUCCAACUAGUAGAAACAACGGAAAAGUCAUGACUGACAAAAAGAAGUCAAAUCCAAAAUCUCGUCAGAUGUCAAUCAAGUUUUUUUCUCACAGAGAGGAAACAAAGAAACCAAUGUCUCCUAUUCUUGAGAAGAUAGUGAAUUCAAGAUUUGUAAGAUCCAUCACCAAAACAUCUAGAGACAGCAAAAUUCAACAGACUUCAACUCUGGCAUCGGUGAGUGGGAUAUCAAAGUGUCCUUCUGAAGCUCCUCAACGAGCAAAUAAAAGGGAUAGAACGAAGCUUGACCACCAAUCAUUGUGUAGAAGCAGGAAAGAAGAGGGUGAAUCGGUAUCACAAUCAAGAAAUCUCAAAUCAAUAAACAAGCAUGGAAAUGUAGCAUGUUCUUCCCCUACUGUAUUUUCUCCGUUCAGCUUAAGGAGUGAAGAAAGAGCAGCAAAGCGAAGAGAGUUCUUUCAGAAGCUAGAACAAAAACUGAACACAAAGGAGGCAGAAGAAGAGCAGCAACAAGCAAAACCAAAGGCAAACACCACCAGUAGUUCUAAAGUGCUUAUAUCAAGAGAUAAACCAAAUCCAAGAAUUCAUCAUGGACGAGAAUCAUCUAGUAAUCAAAUGAAGAAGGGAAAAGCCACCAGUAGUUCUAAAGUGCUUAUAUCAGGAGCUAAACCAGAUCCAAGCAUUCAUCAGGAAAGAGAAUCAUAUAGUUAUCAAAUGAAGAUGGAGAAAACCACUAGUAGUUCCAAAGUGCUUACAGCAAGAGCUAAACCAAAUACAAGCAUUCAUCAGGAAAGAGAAUUAUCAAGUAAUCAGAUGAAGAAGAGAGCUAAACCAAAUACAAGCAUUCAUCAGGAAAGAGAAUUAUCAAGUAAUCAGAUGAAGAAGAGAGCUAAACCAAAUACAAGCAUUCAUCAGGAAAGAGAAUUAUCAAGUAAUCAGAUGAAGAAGGAAAAAGCCACUACUAGUUCUAAAGUACUUACAACAAGAGCUAAACCAAAUGUGAUUCAUCAAUCAAUAGCUGAAUCAACAAGCAUUCAUCGUGAAAGAGAAUCAUCAAAUAUUGCGCUUAAUUAUCAAUCAAGAGAUGAAUUAAAUGCAAGCAUUCAUCGUGAAAGAGAAUCAUCAAAUAUUGCGCUGAAUCAUCAAUCAAGAGAUGAAUUAAAUGCAAGCAUUCAUUGUGAAAGAGAAUCAUUAAGUAAUCAAAUGAAGAAGAUGCCGCGACAACCUUGCUCACCUAAAUACAGUGGGAAGCCAGUGCCAGAAGUCCUAGACAUCAAACCUCGACAGCCUUGGAGGCUUUCAGGGAAGCCUGAGGGAACAAAAGAUGUUAAAAGGGAAUACAACCUUCCAAAUCAUUUCCCAGUGAAAGGUAGAUCAGACAAUCGCAAGUCAUUUAUCUGUGAGAGUAUGUUGGAAAAUGCUUCUCCAAAUAUCCAAGUUUAAGACAGACUGCUGCUGAGAUCCAUAAAGAGAGCAUUUUCCCAACAUUUAACGAAAUGCUGCUGCUUUUCAGUUUUGAAGUUUCAGGGGCCACAAAUGUGUGCAAUAUACAGGCUGUUAAGACAUUGCUUCAAAUGUCUAAUACAAUAGGGCGUCUAGUUUGUGUUUCUACUCGAGUGGUGAAAUUCUGAAUGUUUCCGUAUAUCAAUAUUUCCUAUUGACACAACAACGGAAUGUAUUAUAUGAACUUUUGGGUCUUGUCUGAAUUUGUAAACUUCAACGAUAUUCCUAUAUAUGCAACGAGUACAGAAUAAUAUUUCUCCCAAGAGUUUGUGACAGAACCAAACUCCAGCAGUUUCCUUUGAAAUCUUGUAAAGCAUCAUGGUAAGUCAUAUAUGCAAACAUUGAUUUUCUGGAGAGUUA